Messenger RNA from Fomitopsis serialis, 939 nucleotides. RefSeq lists its product as uncharacterized. The coding region runs from base 1 to 939 and encodes 312 amino acids. The transcript has 2 exons. Lineage: Eukaryota; Fungi; Basidiomycota; Agaricomycetes; Polyporales; Fomitopsidaceae. The record is from RefSeq and is a predicted model, not a curated record.
AUGACACGUCGCAUUACCGAUGAUGCCGCACAGGGCAAACGACCUGACUCGCUGACCGAGACUGCACGUCCCUCGGGUCCCAUUACCGGAGAGACACGGCGGAAUGCCCCAGCACGCACAAGGACUCGCAAUCUACUGGAGUCUGUGCAGGCGCACCUGUCUAUACGCCCUAGUCCUGACCAUGGAUCGACUAAAGCAGGGACGUCGUCGUCGGCUGUUCCUUCUCGUGGAGUUGGCGGAGCCGCCAAACGUAACGAGCUUCUCAAUCCUACCCACACAGGCCGUUCUUCUCUGCUCGAGCGGCUGUCUGAUCCAGCUCUGGUCCUACCUGCUGAGGAGAUCGUGCGAAGUUCUUCUGACGGGUACGCAGAGCAACCCCAACACGACGUUGCGGUACGUUCUCCACCUCUGGCAUCUCCACGAUUGCAAGCUUCUCCUGUCACUGAGGCGGAAAUGCGGCGCUCCGUGCCUUAUGAAGUCGGGUCAGCUUCUAAUCACAUAGACGAGCCUAUACCCCCAGCAUCUAGUGCUCUGCGCGCACUGUUGUUGAGCAAGCUGGAGGCUGAGAGACGAAAUCACUCCCAGAGCACGGCAGCUACGCCUGACGAUUUGCGCCGUGCUACUGGCCACGUUUCAUCAGCCCGCAAUGCAUCCGACUCUAUUGCGACGGAGGAGCGCGGGGUAGUCAAUGGUCAGUCACACAAUUCGGCAGAACGGGCCGCCGAGAGGGAGGCCAUACUUCGUACCCAGGCACAGCUGCGGAUGCGUCUUGCGGCUGCGAGGAAGACUGCUGUAUGUGGCACUGAAGGGGGCCUCACCGCAGGUAUCAAUGCCACCUCGAUGCAUGGCGAUGGGGAUGGGAACGAGGCGCUCUCACAGGAGGAGCUGUUGAGAAGCAGGCUGGCAGAACGACGUGGAUCUUCCGCCGUACGCAUGUAA